Molecule: messenger RNA, 1679 nt
Organism: Saccostrea echinata
Lineage: Eukaryota; Metazoa; Mollusca; Bivalvia; Ostreida; Ostreidae
Product: E3 ubiquitin-protein ligase TRIM71-like
Exons: 1
Coding region: 1-1668 (555 amino acids)
Biological process (GO): positive regulation of DNA-templated transcription
Cellular component (GO): chromatin; nucleoplasm
Molecular function (GO): zinc ion binding; ubiquitin-protein transferase activity
Source: RefSeq, a predicted model, not a curated record
AUGAGCACAUAUCUUAAUCAAGCUCAGCAUGUCCUGCUGUGUGAUUGUCAAAAUCCGGUUGAAUUUUCUUGUAAACGGUGUCAGGUUCGAUUAUGUGAGGCAUGCUUGCCGGUACAUACACGACUCAAAACGGAAAACGGACACGCCAUUGUUGAAUAUUUUACAGAAGACGACGAAGAUAACGAAUGUUCUUGUGCUUUGCAUCCUGAAUUCGAUCGUGGAGCAUUUUGUGAAACCUGUGGAAUUCCUGUUUGUCUGCUUUGCGUGUCAUUUGAUCACAAAAGUCACGUGAUAUCAGAACUGACGAAUAAAAUACCAGAGCUUCUUGAGACUGUUACGCGGGAAAAUCUGAGACUUGAAUCAUUAUCAAAUUCUUAUGAAAGAGCUUUACAGUACAUCAAUACAAGGAACGAAAACAUAGAAGAAAACUACCAAAAAAUGACAGACAAUGUUAAGCAAAGGUUAGUGUUCUUGAAGCAAGAGAUUGAAAAGGCUGGUGAACAACUACUCACCGAUCUAAAAGAGCUCGAAGAAGAGCACAAGGAUAAAAUGGAAAAACAACGAGUGGAGGUUGUAGACAAAUUAGACCAAUUAAGAAAAUUCCGAAGUAAAAUCCCAACGAAGCAGAAUAUAAAUAGUGCAUUAAAACUGCUGAAACUGGGAAAAGACUUGGAAGAGUUCAACAGUUUACCGCAAAUAGAAGAUGCGACAAUGCCAUCCAUCAUAUCAAGAUUUGAAGUUGAAAAAGAACUACGGAAAUAUUUUGGAAACCUUGCUAUACCGGAGCACUUUCAGGUCUAUCUACCAGAAACUGAAUCCACUAAAGGCAUACUGACUGUUUUGAAUCCACCCCAGCUUUCUGCAACCGUAGAUACCAAGUUUCCUCCUCGAUUAAACCAAAAUCGAUUGUUUGAUCUGGUAUUUAUGCGUGGACACAAAUUUUGGGCUGGGGGUAGUGUUCAGAAACUGAAAUUGUUUGACUUUAAUGGAAAUCUUCUUGAUAUCAAGCCAAUUGAAAGUGAAUGCGGUCUUUACUUGACUCUUCAUAAAGGAAAGUUGGUCUUCAACAACUACAUGUUCAAUCGAUUGGACGCGAUCGAAAAUGACGCAGGACAAACCACUUCUACAUGCAUCAUUGACUUUGGCGUCUGCUGCACGGGAUGGUCAGCUUCCGGUAUUGCAAGCACACGAGCAGGGGACUUCCUGGUUUGCAUGAAACAAAAUGAAAAGUUGAUGAAGAUUGUUCGAUUCAGUCGCCAUGGAAAAACAAUCCAAGAGAUACAGUUCGAUUCCAAAAAUCGUCCACUGUACAAAAAGCUAGUUUACGUUGCCGAAAAUGGAAACGGAGAUGUCUGUGCAGCGGACUGGGGGAGGAAAGUCAUAGUUGUGGUAGACGAGUCGGGGCAGUAUAGAUUUACCUACCGUGGACACCUGAAGGAGGACAGUCUUGUCGGGGGUUCCCUGACCACGGACAGUCUCUGUAACAUAAUUGUCGCUGACUGCCUUGGGGAUAAGAUUCAUGUCAUUAACAAGGACGGGUUUUUCUUGUGGUACAUAAUUGUGCCCGAAUUGGACAGUCCCCGGGCGCUGUCUGUGACGGACGAAGGGGAACUUCUUGUGGGAGAGUGUCGAAGUGGACUCGUCAAAUGUAUCAAAUAUUUGAAGUAAUAGUCCUUUGU